Molecule: messenger RNA, 2764 nt
Organism: Lates calcarifer (barramundi perch)
Lineage: Eukaryota; Metazoa; Chordata; Actinopteri; Centropomidae
Gene: sh3bp1
Product: SH3-domain binding protein 1
Exons: 18
Coding region: 269-2428 (719 amino acids)
Biological process (GO): positive regulation of GTPase activity; signal transduction; regulation of Rac protein signal transduction
Cellular component (GO): intracellular anatomical structure; cytosol; cytoplasm
Molecular function (GO): protein binding; GTPase activator activity
Source: RefSeq, a predicted model, not a curated record
CCUCAUUUGCUUACUUGUGUUAGAUGUAACUUCAGAGCACGGUCGUGUGACAAGAACGAAAACUGACAGCCAAAACGCACACAUAAACACACCGAAAACAUCAAUCCACAGAGGCAGAAAGCAACUGGUCUAGACCUUCUUUUCCCAAUGAAUUAACAGAGCUGGACCCUGUUUGGACGUAUUUUUUAUUUUGGAGAGGAAUACUUGGUGGAGGCUGAGCAGGACUGAGGUGGUCAAAUAGAAAAGCUGGUUGGACUUCACUGCCAGCAUGCUCCGGCAGUCUCUGAGCAUCUUGAAGCAGUUCAGCUCUGGGGCAAAGUCACAAGAUGCCACCGAACUUCUACAUGAAGACCUGGUCAUGGUGGAGCAGCGGGUGGAACCGGCCAAGAAGGCGGCUCAGGUCCUUUACAAGAAACUACAGGGCUGCAUGCAGAGUCAGCCGGGGCUGGAGGCCGAGAAACGAAUGAAAAAGCUCCCUCUGAUGCUGCUGUCUGUCAGCAUGGCCGAGAGCCUUAAAGACUUUGAUGCAGAGUCCUCUAUCAGGAGGGUGCUGGAAAUGUGCUGUUUCAUGGAGAAGAUGCUGGCCAACCUGCUGGCCGACUUUGAGAUGAAACUGGAGAAGGAAGUCCUGGAGCCGCUCAACAAGCUCAGUGAGGAUGAUUUACCAGAGAUUCUCAAGAACAAGAAGCAGUUUGCAAAGCUCACUACAGACUGGACCAAUGCAAGAAUCAGGAGUCAAGCCAGCACUGGUCCCCAGGCAAAGCAGGACGGGCUUCGGGAGGAAGUGGAAGAGGCUUGGAGGAAGUUGGAGAGCAUCAAGGACCAGUACUCUGCAGAUCUGUAUCACUUUGCAACUAAAGAAGAUGACUACGCUAACUACUUCAUUCGUCUUCUUGAACUGCAAGCAGAAUACCACAAACAUUCACACGAGUUCUUGGACAAAAACAUCAGCGAGCUCAAAGAGAAUCACAGUCAAAAAGGGCCGGCGUUGAGCCUCUCUAGUCAGAAGGUCUACGGGGAGCCUCUGCUGUCUCAUCUGUCUCAGAGUGAGAGAGAAAUCGCUGCACCCAUCCAGGAGUGUAUUCACAUGCUGCUGAGAACAGGCAUGGCAGAGGAGGGCCUGUUUCGUCUGGCGGCGGCAGCCUCGGUGGUGAAGAGGCUGAAGACCUGUCUGGAUCAAGGAAGGGUGGACCACAGCGAGUUCAGCAUGGACCCUCACGCUGUGGCCGGGGCUUUGAAGUGUUACCUCCGGGAACUCCCUGAACCUCUAAUGACCUUUGAACUCUACAAUGACUGGUUUAAAGCAGCAGGGGAAAAAGACUUGACAGAGAAGCUGGAGCAGUUCAGAGUACUGCUGAAGAAACUGCCACCUGAAAACUACAACAACCUCAGGUACCUGGUCCAGUUCUUGUCUCUGUUGUCCGAGCAGCAGGCCGUGAACAAGAUGACGCCCAGUAACAUCGCCAUUGUACUGGGGCCCAACCUGCUCUGGCCACGAGCUGAAGGGGAGGCUGCUCUGUUCGACAUGGCGUCAGCUUCCUCAGUACAGGUGGUCACUGUCAUUGAGCCUCUUAUUCAGUACAGCUCCAGCCUCUUCCCUGAAGCUGUAUCUUUUGAGAUCCCAGACCCUCCUGAGGUCCCAGAUGUGACCCUACCUGCUCCUGUUGCCCAGCCUCUGUUCUCAGAAAAGGAGAAACUGAGCAGAGCAUCAUCCAUAGCCUCCUCCUGCUCCUCCUAUCACACCGCUCUCUCCAAAACAAACAGCACAGCCUCUCAGGACAGUGUUGGCUUCUGCCUGGUGAAAUCUGGCUCUGUGAGUCGCAGUGGCACCACCACCUGGGCCAGCCCUGUACCUGAGCCAGCAGCACCAGCCCAACAAAACACAACUUCCAGCAGCAGCAUAUCGUCCCUAAAUCUCAGCUCUGUUCCGGCCUCCAGCGCUUCCACUGCCUGCAGCUCGACAGCGAACCCGAGCCCAUCCCAGCUUCCCAAAGCCACGGGAUCGGCGCCAAACCCGGGUCAGAGCAGGAGUCCCACCCAGAAGCAGUGCUCGGAUCAGCUGGAGCCAAUUUUGGAGGCACAGCCGGAGUCUCCCAGAGCAUUUGUGAAGAUCACCUCACCGUACAAACCAAAAAGAUCCUUCACCCCCAACAAAGCUACUGAGCAGGUGACAGUUCAGUUCUCCAAACCGAAAGCCCCGGGACCUCCCAAGCUCCAGGCCCCUCCACCCCCCACCACUGCCCCAGUGGCAGUGGCGGCGGCAGCAGCACCAGCAGACACUAGGACCCAGCCGACACCUGCUCCCCGAGCUCAUGUGGCCAACGUGAAAAAGCCUCCUCCGAAAAAGCCCGGACUCAAAGCGCCAAACUGCCCUCCACCACUUCCUCCACCAUCACAGCCAAAACAAGUUCCUUCUUUAGUGCAGUGAAAAAUUACGUAUGUGUCAUGAACAAAUCAUGUGAAUUUUCUUGUGGUUGGUUGAAGAGCAGUCAAAACACUUUUGUAUUUUGUGAAAAAAAAAAAAAAAAUCUUUAUUGUUCACUGUUGUCAAUUUGUGUUGUUCAGUAUCUUCCACAGCUUAUUUUAGCUGAAAUGUUGCAGCUUAAUUUACUUUUCUUGGUUUACCCAUGUUUUCAUAACCAGUAUCAUUUAUUUAUUUGUCAGUUACUGGUAACAUAUAUUUCCCAGAAUGCAAUGGAAGUGCAGAAAAGCAAGUUUUUUUGGUAAAAAAUAAAAAAUAAAAAUAGGCAAAGCAACAAAUGAA